ACCCGUCCUCCCCCCGCGACCUCACUUCCCCAGUUCCCCAGUUCCUCUCUCACUCUGACACUCACGCAGCCGCUCUCUCACUCUGUGCGGCCGUCACAGACUCACAGGCUACAGCCCGUCGCCUUCGGCCACCAUUAGUUUCUGAUUUCUGUCAAUGGGUUCGAAGAUCCAUGAGCGACUUAUUCUUUCCGACAGCGAGAACAUUGCCAUGUAAAGCCUCACGAAUAAUACGAUGUCGGAGCCGUUUUGCCUCUCAACAGCACAACGUCUGUGAUCGGCGAGGAGGAGCGGAGCGCCACUUCUUUUCUUAUCAUAGUAACCGUAAAUCUCUCUCUCCCUCCCUCUCUCUCUCUCUCUCUCUCUCUCUCUCUCUCUCUCUCUCUCUCACACACACACACUUUUGGUUCUCCAAAAAGUGUUUGUAAAAAGGCGGCAGAGCAGGAGCAAUAAAAAGCAUUUGGUGGAUGUAGUGUUCGUGAAAAUGCUGCAAUGAAACUUACAUAUAGAGAACGAAGUGGCUCAGCUUGCUCUGUGUCAGAAACCUCAACGUGGUGCAUGUACCAUUUGAGUUAUGAUUUCAUAACCUCGUGUACUUGGUGAAGAAAAUAAUAAUUGUUUCAUUCUGGAAAUAAAAUAUCAUUGGCCACGUAAUAUUUUCGGUCUUGUUAAUCAGCGUAAAACGGUUUUUGUUUAAUGGUCUGAUACUCCGCCUGAUCGGAUGAGGUACGUGAAACCGUUGAACUUGUUCCGUGAUCUGGUCAAGUCGAACGUGGAAACACGGGGUCGUUUGCUUGGUUUAGAUGUGGGUGAAAAGUAUGUCGGGCUAGCUGUUUCAGACCCUCAUAAUAAAACUGCCUCACCUCUAAGUGUCUUGGUAAGGAAACAACCAAAGAUUGAUCUAAUGAUCAGUGACUUUCAGAGUCUGAUCUCUGAACUUUCUCUGGUGGGGUUUAUUGUCGGCGAUACUUCCAACAAAAUACACGGCUAUGGCAAUACUGUGCAAGUGAAGCUUUUCAUCGAUGAUCUCUGCAAAACGGGGAAACUUGAAUGCUUAAAGUAUACUUAUUGGGACGAGAAUUUUUCAUCAAAGAGCGUGGACUUUCUGUUAAAGCCUCUGGAUUUGCAUCCAGUUAUCGCAAAGACAACAAUUGACAAGUUUGCUGCUGCUGGAAUACUCCAGGGGUACCUAGAUUAUUUUAACAGGAAGAUGAAGUUGGAAGCGGCAGAGUAAGAUGUUUCCAAAUGGAUAUGAUUGUAUUGUUAUUUUCAUGGACAAAUGUACAUGAAUACUGCAUGUACUCAUAACAAACUGCUAACUUAUCGAACAUCUAGUGUAGUGAAGAUGGAUACAAAACCGCGUGGAUCA
Molecule: messenger RNA, 1366 nt
Organism: Juglans microcarpa x Juglans regia
Lineage: Eukaryota; Viridiplantae; Streptophyta; Magnoliopsida; Fagales; Juglandaceae
Product: putative pre-16S rRNA nuclease
Exons: 6
Coding region: 719-1231 (170 amino acids)
Biological process (GO): rRNA 5'-end processing
Source: RefSeq, a predicted model, not a curated record